This is a messenger RNA of Musca vetustissima, 3387 nucleotides long. It is a transcript of the gene Rubicon, whose product is annotated as run domain Beclin-1-interacting and cysteine-rich domain-containing protein. Bases 1 to 3387 code for a protein of 1128 amino acids. Lineage: Eukaryota; Metazoa; Arthropoda; Insecta; Diptera; Muscidae. Gene Ontology annotation, cellular component: intracellular membrane-bounded organelle. The record is from RefSeq and is a predicted model, not a curated record. The transcript has 7 exons. Gene Ontology annotation, molecular function: phosphatidylinositol phosphate binding.
AUGUCACAAAAAGUAAAAGAAAAACUUUUGCUACAACAACAACAGCCAUUGUUUCAUCAGCGGGAGAAGUGUCGUGAAUUAAUUGUAAAUUUUAAGAAAUCAAUUGAGUUGUGGUUUUUCAGUGAGGCUGCCGCGGAAACCUUUAAAGAGAUACAAAGUUCAUGUUUUGAUAUUAUACUCUAUGGACUGGUGGAAAUAAAUCCGGAGGAGAACAAGAGCAAGAAGCUACAACAAAACAACAGCAACAACAACAAGGUCAAAUCACUUACAUCAACUUGUAGUAGUAGUGAUUCAUCAUCAGCAUUCCCAGCAACGACGACGACGACAACAACCGCAAUACCACCAGCAACGGUGACUUGCGCCGACAGUUACCAUGAUGAGACGACCGAUUUAGAUUCACCCAAUAAAAUAAUCGACGACUUCGAAUGGUUACUCAAUGCUGUAAAUAUACGCAAUAAUGCAUCGAAAUGCUCACAAAGUUCUGCUUCGAAUACAAUACGAGGACGACGACGACCACCUACCCCGCCACCAGCCUCCUCAUCAAGUGUAUUGCAACGUGGUUGGCCUCAGCGUCAAACAUUGACGGGACAAUUGACACAGUGGUUACUUCAGAAUCUGCACGACUCGGCAAAUUUAUUUGUUUUCUUGCAGUUGUUGGUUUCCGAUAAGGAGCUGCUGGAGGAGCAUUACACCACGUAUGCAUUGUUGCGACAAGAGGAGUAUGUCAAUGCGUUAUUCAUUGGCAUGAGUGCAUUUGAAACACAUCAACAGGGUCUGUUGAAACAAAUUGAUACAUUGCUCAAGGAGUGUAAUGGUGGUGGUAUAGGCGACGGUGUAGGCCGGGGAGGAGGAGUACGAGGAUUGGCUGGUGUUAAUGAAACCAAACAUAAACGUUGUAAUUCCCAACCGAAUGUCGUGCUGCUAUUGCCUGGAAAAAAAUCACCACAACGUCGCCAUGGAUUGUUGGACAAUAGCAGCAGUAGCACUAGCAUCGUAGCGGAUUCGAAUAAUGCUCGAAUAGUUUCGAACCAACACCACUCACACCCCAAACACACAGUAUUGUUAACUAUACGCAAAACCAAAAGUCUUCCGGAAUUUAAAUGUUAUUAUCACCCUAAAGAUGCCAAAGAUGAUGAUGAUAUAAGGGAUGGUCCCGUUCCGCCACGACCCAGAAGUAAAACUAUAGCUGAUAUAAAACAUAACAAGAUGAUAGAACAAACAAUUCCACAAUUAAAUGUUUACGAUGAAAAUCAAAUGACACAGCUAUUAAGCCUAAAUUGUGGUGGCGAUGUUGGCCCAAAGCCAUCAACAUCCCACAACUCUACCUCGAAACCAAGUCCAUCAACAUCAAGUUUACACUUAAAUUCAACAGCUUCCACAGCAUCAUCCUCCUCUUCAUGUUCCGUUGCAACCUCAAUGUCAUCAUCCUCUUCCAAGUCCACAACGCGACAUAUACAACUAAUCAAUACGGAUGAUAUUAAAAUAUGGACUGAUCAUUCGUGGGAGCAGCAACAGCAGCAGUGCGGCAAAGGAGGAGGAAGUCACACACAAUCAGCUGCCACCACACCAGCUCAAGCAAUUCCCUUAAUACGAAAACGUCUUUCCCUAAAUAAGCCAUCAUCUGCCUCCACCUCGAAAAGCCUUAGCCCCUUGAAUAGUUUUUUCUCCUCGUUAUUUAGUACCCCGCCUUCAUACACAUCCUGGUACACAGAUCACAGUUUACACGAACACAAUCAACAAAUACCCGAACAGGCAAUUGAUUCCAUCAAUUCAUCACCACCACUCCUACCACCACCACAACGACAACAUACACUAUCAUCCGCAUCUGCAUCAUUAUCACAUCCCGGCACCCUGCCAUCAACAUCCUCAUCAUCGUUAGGCUCCACGGUAUUGGAUAAAUUUCUACCAAUUUAUGGUAAAAAAUUACGCAAUCGUAAUACGCAGAAUUUAUUCGAUGAUGUGGUUAGUAGCGCCUUGGAUUAUUCCACGCCUUGUUCACCGACAACAACAACAACGGCGACGUCGACGACGCCACUGACUUCGGCAAAAAAUUGCCAAAGUCUAACGAGAUUCCUUCAAAUGUCCCAGUCAUCGCGAAACAACACCGAAUUGGAAAAGGAAAAUGCUCAUUUUCGUAUAUCAGAGGCUAUUAUAUCGGCUAUAGAACACAUCAAAUGGAAUAAGCAGAUACCCGAUGAAACUACAAUGGAAAAAUUAAGUCGAGAAGGUGAGUGCAGUAAAGAAAAAAAAUUAGUUUCUUUUUCCACCCCCUUGGCUACGGAUUGUCUCUCUUCAGCAGAGCGUAACUGCUCCUCCACCUCUUCUUCAGCUACAUCUACAAAAGUACAAACGAAUUGUACGGCAGAUCAUGAAUAUAUCGUUGGAGGAGAACAUGUACCCUAUGCCGAAGAUGUGUCAUCUGUGGAUUUACUAACAGCCGAGGUAGUGGGACUAUCGCUGAUUUCCAAAUUUGAUGAGAAACAUUUGCCAAAGGUAUCCGAACUGAAAUGGCUAGUCUCCGAUGAGGAUACACCCCAGAAUCUCUUACCAAUGCCUGAUCUAACGGGUAACAAUCCCGAUGAACAUGUGAUACAUUCGGUAACGCGCGGUACCAAAUAUUGGGCACCACCAAGGCAGCAAAUUAUCUUUACCGAUCAUCCGGCAAUGGAGCGCAAAGAAUUGUUAAAGAAACAAAAUUAUCGCUGUGCUGGCUGUGGCAUGCGUGUAUCACCGCAAUAUGUCCAGAGUUUUCGCUAUUGUACAUAUUUGGGAAAGUAUCAUUGCACCGGUUGUCAUCGAAAUCAGAUUUCGGCAACACCAGCAAAAAUAUUGCAAAACUGGGAUUUCAAAUGUUAUCCUGUCAGUGUAUUUGCCUAUCGUUUGCUGGAACAAAUGUCUACGUAUCCGCUCUUCUAUGUACCCGAUCUAAAUCCUGCCUUAUAUUUUCGUAGCAAAUCAUUGUUGAGUGCCCGCCAAAGCCGUUUACAGCUAAAAUAUGUUAAAGACUUUAUACGCACGUGUCGUUUUGCCUUGCGUGAACAAAGCUAUUUUGAAACCGUACCCGACUACAUCACCUCAGACAUUGAUAAUUGGUCAAUGUCGGAUUUUAUAGAUGCUCGCAGUAAUUGCCUGCAGAGGUCUAUUGAUGAACUGAUUAUUAAAUGUGAAAAUCACAUAUUUAACUGUGUUCUUUGUACCGCCCGUGGCUUUCUCUGUGAAUACUGUAAUGCCGACAGUGUUAUAUAUCCAUGGGAUUCGCGGGUUGUUCGCUGUGAUCGUUGUGGCUCAUGUUUUCAUCGUAAUUGUUGGAAAUCAAUGUCGUCGUGUUGUCGUUGUCAGCGUAUCGAUAAACGUCACGAAGAAUUUGAGAGUGUUCACAAUGUCUAG